Molecule: messenger RNA, 775 nt
Organism: Suillus paluster
Lineage: Eukaryota; Fungi; Basidiomycota; Agaricomycetes; Boletales; Suillaceae
Exons: 2
Coding region: 152-775 (207 amino acids)
Source: RefSeq, a predicted model, not a curated record
CCUACUGGCUUACGCCCACGAGAAGGAAUUUUAGAAUAGGUAAGUUAUAGGGACCAUUGUUCCUGCGGGUGGUCCACAACAGAACCAUGACCGAUGUGGCUGUGGAUCUUCGAGUGGCCACAGGCCGUACAACUUAAAAGACGCGUGUUAUAUGGAUACACAGUCAACAUUCGUUUUCGCUCUGACAGCGACAGCCUUUAAUUUUUCCGUCUCUCACCUGAAUAUCAAGCAUCACAAUAUGUCUGCAUCCAAACUCUCACGUCAAGCGAUACAAAACUCAUGGUUCAACGAAACCAAGUCUACUCUCCCGCGCCUCGUACCAUGCAAACUGCCGUCCCACCCACACAAGCUGGAGCUAUCCUAUCCCCCCAAACAACGCUAUACACACAACUACGGUUUCUGGCUCAGCCCCGAAUGGCUCAUUGACCUCGGAAAACACAUCCGACUCAUUGAAGAUUGCGUCGAGCCUCCUGACCACACUGAAUUUUGGAUGAGAGGAAUCGGUUACAUCCGUUGGGCCCUUGACAUCGAUCCUCUGACUGCCGAGAACUGUUUUCUGACUAUCGAGCACUGCGUUCAGCCGGAGACAAACGGCGCGCCUAUAGAGUGUGUGGAUUCUGAUGGAGAGGUGGUUGUUUUAUCUGUGUGCUCUGAUAACGAGACGGACAUCCGAGUCAUUCCUUACCAGGAGCAAGUGGAUUAUUUGUCAAAUCUUCUUGGUAGAAAACCACAGUGGUGGGUCAAUAUCUGUCUACCGCGCAAUGCUUGGGAGUGA